This is a messenger RNA of Aedes aegypti (yellow fever mosquito), 564 nucleotides long. Its product is annotated as WAP, Kazal, immunoglobulin, Kunitz and NTR domain-containing protein 2. Lineage: Eukaryota; Metazoa; Arthropoda; Insecta; Diptera; Culicidae. The record is from RefSeq and is a predicted model, not a curated record. The transcript is spliced from 4 exons. Gene Ontology annotation, molecular function: peptidase inhibitor activity. The coding region runs from base 150 to 497 and encodes 115 amino acids. Gene Ontology annotation, cellular component: extracellular region.
CUCGGUCUUCUUGCCAUUUUCAGUUCGUCAGUCGAUCGGAACACAACUUUUAUAAGACAGCGCUUCAUCGUUAUCGUUGGUAUUGAUACACAAGUGGUUCAUUGAUACCAGUUCGCAGAAAACGGAAAAAGUGGUUGAACUUUAUAAAAAUGGCGAAAUUUCUGGUUCUGGGACUCGUCGUUUUGGUCGCGAUUGCCGCAAUCGAUGCUGCCUCAUUUGGUCAGUGUCCGGUGUCUUCCAAGGUGCAAACCUGCACUCCAAAAUGCCUGAGCGAUGUUGAUUGCAGCACUAGCGGAGGAAAGUGUUGCCCGAACACGUGCAACUAUAAAUCUUGCGUCAGUCCCAACCAGCUUACGCAGAGUGGAUCAAGCGGAUCGAGUGGAAGCAAAUAUCAAUCAGGCGGAGCCGGAACUUACUGCGGAAAUGUUAAAUGCAGCGCUCACGAGAAAUGUGACUUGGACAAAUCAACCAAACGCCAAAAAUGUGUACGAGCUUGAACUUUAUUUGAUCGGAAACAAAUUUUACAAACUUUUUACAAAUAAAUAGACACUGAGCUAAAACAUU